Messenger RNA from Lathyrus sativus (Indian pea), 354 nucleotides. Lineage: Eukaryota; Viridiplantae; Streptophyta; Magnoliopsida; Fabales; Fabaceae. The record is from the annotation of a GenBank genome assembly.
AUGGCUAGCUCAGUACUUAUCAAGAUUACUUGUUUGGCUAUGAUAUGCUUGGUUUUGGGUAUUCCCUUAGCCAAUGCUGGUCAAUCAUGUGGUCAAAUAAAAAGCUCCUUAUUACCAUGCCUGGGGUACCUUAAGCACCCAGGACCAACUGUCCCUGUAGUAUGUUGCAAUGGUGUUAGAACUGUUAAUGACCAAGCCAAAUCUCUUCCUGAGCGUAAAGAUGCUUGUGAGUGCAUCAAAUCAGGUUUAAUCAGCAUACCUGGACUAGAUCCUAAUGCCGUUCAGGGUCUUCCUAACAAGUGUGGUGUCAAAUUGUCUUUCCCAAUUGGUGCCAACAUGGACUGUAGCAAGUAA